This is a messenger RNA of Penicillium canescens, 870 nucleotides long. Its product is annotated as bZIP transcription factor. Gene Ontology annotation, biological process: regulation of DNA-templated transcription. NCBI's taxonomy places the organism in Eukaryota, Fungi, Ascomycota, Eurotiomycetes, Eurotiales, Aspergillaceae. The transcript has 3 exons. Bases 1 to 870 code for a protein of 289 amino acids. Gene Ontology annotation, molecular function: DNA-binding transcription factor activity. The record is from RefSeq and is a predicted model, not a curated record.
AUGCAUCGCUCUUCUUAUGAUGGCCGUUCAGGCUCCCGUGGCAGUCACUCCAACAGCAGCGCAUUCAGUCCUAACGCCAACCCUAAUGAAGACUGGACCAAGAUUUCUGAUCUGGCAGAGCGUCGUCGCAUUCAGAACCGUAUCGCUCAGCGGAACUAUCGCAAGAAGCUGAAGCGUCGUUUGGAGGAUCUCGAGAGACGAGCUGCGACAUCCGCGUCUCCCGAACAGUCCCAUGCAGAGCCAGUGUCACCCAAGGCAUCCCCCUCUAAGACCCGAACAAAGCAACGAGCCGCCAAAUCCGAUGUCAAACCGCACACCCACUCAGAUCGGUCUGGUUCCUACGAGUACUAUGGUCCGGAUGAGCGCCAGACCAUGUUUGCCCAACAAUGUACUCGCCAGCUUUCUGCCUCGCCACCCCCAGCCUUCUCCCACCCAUCCGUUUCUCCAUACGACGCCUACCGGCAGUCGGCCUACGCCCAGUCCCCGCUCUACCAUACUGCGCCAAGCAGCUAUAGCGACUUGGCCUACCAAAGCGAAUAUGGCGAAACUUUCCCUUCAAUCAUGCCAGUACUCCCAUCAAUGGGCGCGCCCCGCAAACUAGCCUACGAUGAAGAUCUGAUAAGCCCAUUCAGCAUGAGCUAUGCGACAAUGGCCGGCAUCGAUCUCGUCCAGCAACAACAAUCCCAAGCCCAAGCCCAAGCACAUGGAUAUCCCUCAAGUCUUCCGAUGCCCUCGCUUGCCUACAGCUACGAGGACCAGCGAGCACCAUCAACGUCACCAGAGGCAUCCAUCUUCACGUCGCCCCUCACCCCCGACUCUGCCCCUUGUUCGCCUCGUUCUAUCUUGUACGAGUAUGAUCUACGGUCAUAA